This is a messenger RNA of Lichtheimia ornata, 3285 nucleotides long. RefSeq lists its product as uncharacterized. The record is from RefSeq and is a predicted model, not a curated record. Gene Ontology annotation, biological process: transcription by RNA polymerase II. Gene Ontology annotation, cellular component: nucleus. NCBI's taxonomy places the organism in Eukaryota, Fungi, Mucoromycota, Mucoromycetes, Mucorales, Lichtheimiaceae. Bases 1 to 3285 code for a protein of 1094 amino acids. The transcript has a single exon.
AUGAAUAACACCAUACGUCCAAGACUGAAUGCUGACGACGAUCUUGAGCAGCUACAGGAAGAAUUUUUUGCCAAACGCCAAGUUUCUUCAGCGUCUGUGAGACACGUAGCACCACCCGCACUCGGACAAUCUUCAAAGAAAAAGAGUAUUUUUGCGCAACGACAGCAAACCAAAAGCCAAACAGCAGCGAAAAAGCAUGUAGAAAGUGAAGACCUGUCAUCUAUGCCCGAUUUGGAAGAAGCUGAUACUACUUCUCAGCAAGUGAAUGAGCCCCAUACACCGGUUUCUAAGAAUAUGCUAGACUUAUCGUCACUUCUCGGCAAUAUACUCGGUGAAGUGAAGGAGAAUCAAAGCGUGUCGGUUGAACCGCCAAGCAUCCGAAAAGGUGAAAUGCGAUCUCAGCAUCAUACCCAGGGCUUUCCGAAACCAGCUCGUCGAAGCGUUUUCAAACAAAGUAUGGCGAUCCAGCAUAAUAAUGUUCACAAAAGUGAGGACGUUAAUGUUUCAGAUUAUGAGCGUGAUAAUAUGAAUCGCAUUGAAACAAUGUCUGCAGAAGAAAUCGAGGAAGCGCGCAAAGAGAUUUUCAGCACACUUAGCAGCGAGUCUAUUUCAAUGCUUAUGAAUCGGGACAAAGGAAAAAAGCAGCACACUGGAACUGAUAACCAGAAAACAAGCAAGCACGAUGAGGAGUUGAUUAUGAAGCAUCGUAUGGACAAUCGAUUCAAUAUCAAUGAUGAGCAAUCAACCAACACUGAGAAACUUUGUCGUCAAUUGAAAUUCAAUUAUCGUGGUGAAUCAUUCGACUCGGUAGUUGACCCAUCAUCUUGUCAGGGUCUCCAUAACCACAGUGGCGAUCCUGAUAAAGCUAGCUAUACGUUGGAGGAGCUAUUUUAUAUGACUCGCAGCCAUAUGCCUUCUCAGCGAGCAAUGGCAUUGAAUACAAUGGCAUGUAUCAUCCAACGUGCAAAGAGAGAUCAUGCAGAUCAAAUAAUCAGCAUUUUUCGUCAAGUGGAACAGGGACCAAUGUUUUUUAUACAAUCGGCGCUGGAUGAUAAACAUCUCACGGUUUUAGUGAGUGCAGUUAAAGCAUUGGCAGCUAUUAUUCUGGAUGAAACAGAGGACACUGUUGAUACUAUCAUGGAUGCGGGGCAGUUCAACGAAUACCUUGGGUAUAUGUCCCUGCCUAAUCGACUUCAAGAUAAGGAUGAUGAUGAUGGUGCCAAAACUACGACUCAAGAUUUCAUCCAAUCUUUGAUUAAUACGGAUCUCUUGCCACGCCUGCGUUAUCUUAUGUUGCCCAAUAGCGAAUUAUGCCAGGAAGACAGCGCAUCGUUUGAAAGGAUUGUAAAUAUCUUGGGAAAGCUGGCGAGACAUGGAUACGAGGCAUGCAAGGCAAUCCAAGAUCACCAAUUACUGUCUUCGACGCUUGAGUGGGGAAUCUUGAAACGCGAUUGGCCAAUGACGCAGAGUGACGAAGUGAAUAGUUAUCCAAGUCUUUCGGUGCUUCAAUUCCUCACGGUACUUGCACAAGGAAAUAGAGAUGUCGCUGCAACAAUCGCUUCACAAGCAACUUGUUUGCUGCAAUAUCUUGUCACUCCACCCGAUGUAGCAUGUUCGCCUCUACAGAACCGCGCUUACGCCUUGCAAGUGGAAGCGCUGAAACUAUUUCAGGUUCUACUGCGUUAUGGAUACGUAGUACCAGGAUUUAGCGAUCUGCAUGAAUCAAUCAUGGGCUGGCUGCGUAUUUCGAUUACGGAGAAAACAAUCUGUAAUGAGGCUCGUGGUGUAACAGCGAUCCGUCUACUAGAAAGCUCUCUUCAUGCAGCUGCCAAGCCUCACAGCACCAUCCCAAAACACGCCAUCGAGUGGAACCAGCCCAUAGCGUUCGUACCAGUGAUACUUGCUGUAUUGCGUACAUCUGGGUCGGGAACGAUGCAUGAUGCAGCAAUGGGGUAUUUUGCAACCUACGUAGGGUAUUUUAAUCAGUUUCCCUCGGACGAUGGUGAAAUUACUAUCAAACAUGCGUGGAAGACAGUCAUCGAAGACAAAACUAAGCUGAGCUAUGGCGGAAAUACCAACAGUGUGCUCCGUUACUUGCAAUUCCUUCGUGCGUUUAGUUUGAUCAAGGGGACGACAUUUCAAAAUAUCAAUCAAGCGGCAAUGGACUACUUGAAGAAUGCGGUGGAUCAUGUUCGAUCAAUAUGUCAGAACGGCAUCUUGGGGAGACUGGCAUUGUGGACCUGGAUAUCGUCUAUCAAUAACCGGAGGGAGCGAAUCCAGCUUUGGGGAUCUGAGAAAGCUUACGACUCUGCUGAACUGGAAGCUACCACCAAGAGCGUUCGUGGUUGUCGUUUGGAGACAGGCUUAGCACGUAAAUUUGUUCAAUACUGCAUCCUUGAUCGGUUGGAUUCUGAGCUUGUGAGGGUCCUUCAUCCUUUCUACUUGCGAGAAACCACUAAAGUAGACGUCGUUCUUGACCAAGAGCCAGUUGAUGUAACGACAUUAACAGCUCCUCAAAGUAUGCCUAGUACAGCUGCAAGUGUUACCAGCUGGCUGUUUUCACCCAUUGAUGAGGUGUAUCAUGCCGAGAAGAAUCAUACGAUGCAAUGGGAUUUCGAGUCCAGGGAAGUAGUGACAGCCGUCUUAGAAGCAGCCUCUUUAUUACUGGAGCAUGUAGCCAUCGACCAUGACGUAGCCAUUGUUUCACUAAUGAAGAUAUUUCUCAUCGGGAGUCGCACACAGCACGAUAUGAAAAGCGAUCAUGAAAUAUUUUGGGACCAACGGGUAUCAAAUUGGAUCAGGCGAUGGCUCGAUAAGCUAUGUGUGGUGCACACGGAAGCACCAUUUGCGGAAACCAUCGAUGACGCUUGGCGAAGGUCAUCUAUCUACACUCGUCAGUCAUUCUAUCAAUUUUACCAAUCAUUUGUCGCCCAAUAUGCGAGUACAUCGUUUGGUGAACGCAACUUUGCACGAUUGCUAGCCUACAUCACUAUGGAGGCUACAGACGUUGUGGACUACAGAUAUUUGCUAUGGAAUGACUAUCGUGAUGUGCUACCAACCAUCAAGGUCAAUCGUAAGGAAUUGCCAAAUAUGAAUUAUCAAGGUGAAGUUAAUCCAGCACUGGUACAAGCAUAUUUAUCAGCUAUUAUGGAAAACAACCUCAGCAAGGAGGAGGAUGGCAACGCAAUGCAUCAUUUUGCAAUCAGAGUGCUUGAACUAAGCACUGCAAGCUCUCUUUCUCCAGGUCUACGUAGAAGUAUUGAACAAGUACUGUCGAAGAAAUAA